AGCACGCAGGCGGCAAUCAAGUGACCCCGAGGCCGGGCAGGCGCUCUCAUUUGUCUCUACUGACGGAGCGUACGGCCAAAUUUAAAACGGAGUGGGUGAGAUUUAAAUGCCGGUCGUGAGCUCGAUGCUGGUUUUAUAAUGAAAGUUAAAAUUCUGUGUCGCAAUCCGGACGAUUACGUUAGAGAAACGAAAAACGACAUCCAGAGAGUUCCAAGGAAUUAUGAUCCUGCACUGCAUCCAUUUGAGGUACCUCGGGAAUACACUAGAGCACUGAAUGCAACCAAGCUAGAACGGGUUUUUGCUAAACCAUUUGUAGCAUCGCUCGAUGGCCACAGGGAUGGUGUGCACUGUAUGGCCAAACAUUUUAAGAGUUUAUCCACAAUAAUCUCUGGGGCUUGCAAUGGUGAGGUAAAAAUUUGGAACUUGAUGAACCGGCAGUGCAUCCGCACUUUACAAGCACAUACUGGUUUUGUCAGAGGGCUCUGUUCCAGAUUCUGUGGCACGUCGUUCUUCUCAGUUGGUGAUGAUAAGACCAUCAAACAGUGGAAAAUGGAAGGUCCUUCAUUUGAAGAGCAAGAAGAACCAGUACACACAAUACUAGGCAAGACUGUUUACACAGGAAUUGAUCAUCAUUGGAGGGAUGGUGUGUUUGCAACAUGUGGACAGCAGGUGGACAUCUGGGAUGAGCAGAGGAGCAGCCCAAUCCGCUCAUUUACUUGGGGCGUGGACAGUAUCAGCAGUGUGAAAUUCAACCCGAUAGAGACUUAUCUUCUUGCAAGCUGUGCUUCAGACAGAAAUAUUGUUCUGUAUGAUAUAAGGCAGGCAACCCCCUUGAAAAAGGUUAUCAUGGACCUGCGGACCAACGCUGUGUGUUGGAACCCAUUGGAAGCCUUUAUUUUCACUGGAGCAAAUGAGGAUUACAACUUAUAUACCUUUGACAUGCGCUACCUUGAUAGUCCCCUAACUGUGCACAUGGAUCACAUAUCAGCAGUACUUGAUGUUGAUUACUCUCCAACAGGAAAAGAGUUUGUCUCGGCCAGCUUUGAUAAAUCUAUACGCAUUUUCCCUACAGAGAAGGGACAUAGCAGGGAGGUGUACCAUACAAAACGUAUGCAGCACGUUAUGUGUGUAAAGUGGUCUGCUGACAACAAGUACAUACUAUGUGGCUCAGAUGAAAUGAAUAUCCGUCUGUGGAAGGCUAAUGCUUCUGAAAAGCUUGGUGUGCUUGCACCAAGAGAAAAGGCUAGUUUGAACUACAAUCAAAAAUUGAAAGAAAAAUUCCAGCACCAUCCUCACAUCAAACGUAUAGCCCGUCACCGCCACUUGCCUAGAAUGAUUUACAGCCAGUCGAAGGAACUCCGCAUCAUGAGGGAAGCACGACGCAGAAAGGAACUAAAUCGCCGCAAGCACAGCAAACCAGGCUCUGUACCAUUUGUUUCCGAGAAAAAGAAGCAUAUUGUGGCUGUGGUAAAAUAAUUAUUCUGUCUGUGUGAAAGCAGAUUAUCUUAAUUAUUGGACAAUAUUUCAGAACUGAAUUUUGUCAAAAUUAAAUCAGAGUUAUAAAAUUCCUUGGGUCUAAGAUACUUUUUUCAGAAGUUGAUUGAAAUAUACCUUCAUUAAGAAUUUCAUGUAUAAGCUGCUUCAUUGGACGUAUUUGUUUUCUGGAAAUAUCUGCCAACUGUCUAGCAACUGAGAUACACUUUAUAUUAUUAAAACCUCUGUUCAAUAAACUCAAUGCUAUUUGUACCUAUUAAUAGUAAAAAUAUGAACAUAGAGUCAAAAUAAUUUGAAGUUUGUUUGCAUUCUAAAAAUGACAUGUUUGUUAAAAAAAAAUAUAUCUAUAACCUGGAUUUUUUUUUUCUGAAUACUUUACAUAUUAGGCAAAUAAACUUGGAAAACCUAA
Molecule: messenger RNA, 1903 nt
Organism: Carcharodon carcharias (great white shark)
Lineage: Eukaryota; Metazoa; Chordata; Chondrichthyes; Lamniformes; Lamnidae
Gene: dcaf13
Product: ddb1 and cul4 associated factor 13
Exons: 11
Coding region: 139-1476 (445 amino acids)
Biological process (GO): maturation of SSU-rRNA from tricistronic rRNA transcript (SSU-rRNA, 5.8S rRNA, LSU-rRNA)
Cellular component (GO): nucleolus; small-subunit processome
Molecular function (GO): protein binding
Source: RefSeq, a predicted model, not a curated record